Molecule: messenger RNA, 876 nt
Organism: Triticum urartu
Lineage: Eukaryota; Viridiplantae; Streptophyta; Magnoliopsida; Poales; Poaceae
Source: RefSeq, a predicted model, not a curated record
AUGCCUCCGUGGCAACCGCAGACGCAGGUUGUGGCGGGCCUCGCCGCGGGUGUCGAUCCCCAGUUUGUGCUAAUGCGCGACAUAGUCCGACAGAAGUUAAUUGAGUAUAUACGAAUGAAACCAAUGGCGGCUGACUGGCAGCGGCGGGUGCCAGAGGUCGCGAGCAGGAUCGAGGAAAUCUUGUUUAGGAGACACCCAAACAAAACGGAGUACUGCAAUAUGGCGAAGGGGGCAAUUCAGUCAUACUUGUACUUCGUUCUCCGGUUCUUGACUGCUCAUCAAAACCAACAACAGCAACAAAGCCAACAAUCCUCAGGACAAAUAGCAUCUUCACCUGGCUAUAUCACCCAAGGUGCAAGUGCAACUUCUAGAAUGUCUUAUGUAACACACAACAUGGAUCCUUCUUCUAGUGCAGGCUUGGUUCCACAGAGUGCCACCAUGGGUACCUCGCUGCCAGGUACUAAUACUCCUGAUGAGCAUGUGAACACCACGCUGUCUCUGGGGAUAAACCCUACACAACAUGAUUGGUCUAUAGAGUCCAACAACAACAACCUCAUUCAUUUAACACUGCAGCCCAAGCUGACAGAGGCACACCCGGUGCCUCCUAUAAAGGAUCUCCCAAGGAAACCGAAGUUCAUCUGCCCAAUCUGCAAGAACGAGUUGGUCGAUGCGUCAUCAACUAUCUGUGGCCACAUCUUCUGCCAGAAGUGCAUCGAGCCCUCCAUCCAGGCACAGAAAAAGUGUCCUACCUAUCGUAGGAAGCUGACAAUGAGAAGUUUCCACCGCAUCUACCUCCCGAUGAUGGACCGAACUGAUCCUGGCAUUCUGGGCGCCCGGAGCAUCGACACCCAAACCAUUGUCCUCAAUCCUUUCUAG